AUGGCAGCCGGGGCAGGGAUGCUCGAGCUGCCCUUCACCUGCGACGAGCAGCUCACCCGGCGCAUGCGGCUGCGCUUCCAGAGCCUGCAGCAAAGGAACAUGAGGCCCCAGGACGGGGAGAAGCUGCUGCGCCCCAACGAGCACAUCUACCGAGUGGAUUUCAUCCAGCAGCAUCAACUGCGCUUCCUCCGCUGGAAUGUGCGGCUGGAGAGACCUGGGAAGGUCACGCUGACGGGCACCUCCCAGCACUGGACUCCUGACCUCACCCACCUGAUGAACCGGCAGCUGCUGGAGCCGGUGGGCAUCUUCUGGAAGAAGCCAGGGGCUGAGGAGGUGGAGUGCAAUGAGGCAGAUGCCCAGGAAUUUGGGGAGCGGAUAGCAGAAUUAGCCCAGAUCCGCAAGGUGAUGUAUUUUCUCCUCACUUUCACUGGCGGCCUCGAACCAGCUCAGCUGAAAGGCUCCAUUGUUUUUAAAGCCUGAU
This is a messenger RNA of Serinus canaria (Common canary), 481 nucleotides long. RefSeq names its product olfactory marker protein (gene OMP). The coding region runs from base 1 to 480 and encodes 159 amino acids. NCBI's taxonomy places the organism in Eukaryota, Metazoa, Chordata, Aves, Passeriformes, Fringillidae. Gene Ontology annotation, biological process: sensory perception of smell; signal transduction. The transcript has a single exon. Gene Ontology annotation, cellular component: cytosol; axon; nucleus. The record is from RefSeq and is a predicted model, not a curated record.